CACACACACACACACACACACACACAGAGUCAGGCAGCAGCAGCAGCAGCAGCAGCACUGGCGUCGCAGCAGCGCGUCAAGCAGAGCGGCUCUCGGGCUUUGUUCAGUGGAUGUGAAUGAGCCUGAGCUCCAUCACCUGCUCCAGACAUGUGGACGGAUAUAAGGACACUGCUACUUUUACAUCUGUUCGUCCUCAGGCUGCAGCUAACGGCAGCCUCGGAUGAGUGUGAGGAUGGACAGUUCCAGUGCAACAACAAAAGGUGUAUACCGACCAUCUGGAGGUGCGACGACGAUGACGACUGCUCAGACAACAGCGAUGAAGAAAACUGUCCCAGGAAAACCUGCGCCCCUGCAGAGUUCGCCUGUUUAAAUGGCCAGUGCGUCCCAGGACGCUGGCGCUGCGACGGGGAACCAGAGUGUCCCGACGGCUCUGAUGAGGCAGAGGAGACCUGCAGCAAACAGACGUGCCCUCCGGAGAAAUUUGACUGUGGAGGAUCCACCAACAAGUGUGUCUCGUUGUCAUGGAGAUGUGACGGGGAGAAGGACUGCGAGAACGGGGCGGACGAGGAGGACUGCGCUUCUGACGCCAAGGCCUGCCCCAGCGGCGAGUUCAUGUGUUCCAACCGCAAGUGCUUGGCCACUGUCUAUGUAUGUGACGGUGACGACGACUGCGGAGACGGCAGCGACGAGCUCAAGUGCGCCUCCCCUCUCACCUGCGGGCCCAACCACCUCCGCUGCAACACCUCGGAGUGCGUGCCGCUCAUGUGGAGCUGUGACGGAGACCCCGACUGCUCCGACAGCUCAGACGAGGGGCCGGAGCGCUGCGGCGGGGACGGGGCCCCGUACCUGAACAACCGCAGGGCCAACUGCACCGCCGGAGAGUUCCGCUGCGCCAACGGGGAGUGUGUGCGACUGACGUGGAAGUGCGAUGGAGAUCCAGACUGCAAGGACAAAUCCGACGAGUCUGAUUGUCCCCUGUUGACGUGUCGUCCGGAUGAGUUCCAGUGCGGCGACGGCUCCUGCAUCCACGGGACCAAGCAGUGUAACAAGGUCCAUGACUGUCCGGACCAAAGUGAUGAAUCUGGUUGUGUAAACGCCACCAGGUGCGCGGGGCCGCUGAAGUUCCUGUGUAAGAACGGGGAGUGCAUUGACAGCUCCAAGGUGUGCGACUCUCUCAAGGACUGCAAGGACCGAUCAGACGAGCCCAAGAAAGAGUGUGGCCUGAAUGAGUGUAUGAUCAACAACGGCGGCUGCUCGCAUGUCUGCAUGGACCGACCAAUCGGAUUUGAGUGCCAGUGCCCCACGGGUUACCAGCUGCUGGACAAAAAGACCUGUGGAGACAUCGAUGAGUGUGAGUUCCCUGACGCCUGCAGCCAGAUCUGCAUCAACUACAAGGGGGAUUUCAAGUGUGAGUGCCACGAGGGUUAUGAGAUGGACCCCGUCACUAAGACCUGCAAGGCAGAGGGGAAAAGCCCGUACCUCCUGUUCACCAACCGACAUGAGAUCCGACGCAUAGACCUGGUGAAGAGGGACUACAGCCAGGUGGUGUCCACGCAGAAGAACGCAGUGGCUCUGGACCUGGACGUGGCCAAUAACCGGGUUUUCUGGUGCGACCGCUUUUACCGGAGAAUCUACAGUGCCUUCAUCCAUGAGGCCAGCGACCCCUCCCAGCAGGUGCCGCUGGUGGAUUCAGCCCUGCAGACCCCUGUGGGCCUGGCUCUGGACUGGCUCCAACACAACCUGUACUGGGCCGACUCCGGAGAUAAAUCCAUCUCUGUGGCCUCCGUGGACGGCACCAAGAGACGCGUGCUCAUCAACACCGACCUCAGUGAGCCCCGAGCCAUGGCCCUGGAUCCCCACCACGGCUUUAUGUACUGGUCAGACUGGGGCACUCGAGCCAAGAUAGAGAAAGCCGGGAUGAAUGGUGUGGACCGACAGGUGCUGGUGGCUGAUAACAUUGAAUGGCCCAAUGGCAUCACUCUAGACAUGGCCAACAGGCGUCUGUACUGGGUGGACUCAAAGCUGCACCUCAUAGCCAGCGUGGACCUGAACGGAGCUCACCGCAGAACACACAUGUCGUCUGCAGAGACACUGGGACAUCCCUACGCUCUGGCUGUUUUUGAGGACCGGAUCUACUGGACAGACAGAGACAGGGCGGCAGUCUUCAUGGCCAACAGGCUGACUGGGCAAGACGUCCACACGCUGGCUGAAAACCUCAACGACCCCCACGACAUUGUGGUCUUCCACCAACUGCGGCAGCCGCAAGGCCCUGACAGCUGUAAUCUGGGCAGCGUGGCCAAUGGGGGCUGCGAGUACUUGUGUCUUAAGGCUCCGCAGAUAACCGAGCACUCGCCCAAAUACACCUGCGCCUGCCCCGACGGACAGGACCCGGGGCCCGAUAUGAGGGGCUGCGUGCCAGCACCAAGAAACAACAGGACACUGACGUCCACACCUCCCACUGGUCUUAUACCUCGCACUGGUGCAACUGUUGAUGAAGACUCGCCUCCGCCAUCAGGGGGAGUAUCGCAGGCCGACGCCACCCCCCACUUGACCACUGCUCCGUCUGGUGCCGCGGACCCCCUCACACCCCUCUCCACGCUCAAGCCGGUGUCGUCGCAGGAGUCGAAGGCGCUGGGCUCCCACUCCACAGCCACCGCAAUGGUCGUCUCCACCACGCCUGCAGGGGACAGUAGCGUGUCACAGCACUCUGGAGGUGACCAUUUCCUCCUGGGCGAGAACCUGACAGUAGCUGUUCUGGGAGUGGUCAUCCCCAUCGUUCCUAUCGUUGCCACAGUGGUGUUCGGCCUGGUCUGUGCCGGCGUCUACCUGGUGUGGCGGAACUGGCGGCACAACUCCACCAAGAGCAUGAACUUCGACAACCCCGUCUACCGCAAGACCACCGGCGAGGGCGAGGAGGACGAGAUCCACAUCGGUCGGACCGACGGCAUGGGGCACCACACGCACCAUCACCCGUACCCGCAGGGCGUCAGCAUGGGAGUUGUGGGAGCAGGGGGUGGGACCUGCCCGCAGUUCAUCGCGCUGCCACUCGGGGGCAGCAUGCCCGAUCCGGGGACUCACUGGUACACGGAGCAGCCGAUGCUCUCCACCGCAAAGUGAUCCGAAAAGGGGCGACUUCCGGAGAAGAUGGCCGCUCAGGCACACGCGCACACAGCGAGGUCAGGGGUGACUUGGACUGAGUCUGCUGAAGGGACGAACUACAUAUCAUCCAGUGUUACACGCAGCCAUUCACAGCCCUGUACUAUGCCAAUUUCCAUUUGAAAAACAGUAAGUCGUGUCAAACCUUUUCUGUGCUGGAGCUGGAUCUAUUUUUCUUCUGGUAAAUACUGAGAAUUGAUCACAGAGUUUUAAAAUGUGUGCCAAAAUUGACCUAAGCUGGGAUACGGAGUCAAACUGGUUCCUGUCGUGAGUCGUCUUUUACAUUGAUAACUUAGUGAGGUGUGUGCUGUGUGUCUUAUAUUUUGUGACAGGGCUAGUGAGGGGUUAUGUUUUGUCCUUGAUGUACUAACUCUGGCUCUGUGCUUUUCCCAGUGGGCUGCGGAGCUCUGGGAACACAGUUUAGGAAGGAGAAGGAGCUGUGGAAGUGGGACAGUACCUGCGUUGAUGGGACAAUCUGUACAGAUUCGUGUCAGAAUCAAUCAUAAAUGUCAUUACUGAAGCCGUGUUGUGUAGUUAACAUUGUCCUUGAUGUGUUUUCUGUGAGGUUUUUUAUUCCCAGAUUGAUUUUAAAGAAAGGUUACCACCCACAUCUUGUUCUUACUUUCAGGUUCAGAGACAAACCUGUAAAAGUGGGUUGUCCAGCAUUUCACAGUGCAGUUGAUUUGAAGGGGUUUUGUUAUUAAUUUACCUCUAAGGUCCCAGAGUUUUGGGAGAGUACAGCAAGUGAGUGGAAAAGAGAAAAUGGACAAAUUCAAUCUUUAGACCUUGGUGUUCUGUGAGCAGAGAGAUUGUGAGGUUAGAGAGAAGUGGAAUAUACUACAGGAGUUCCUUCCUCUUUACUGUGACUUUUUUAGAUGCCGAAUGGUUCGGGAGAAGCAAUAGACUGAGUCUCGUGGUUGACAAUAAUUACUUCAGUGUUUUGAUUUUCUUUGAUCACCUGAAUUUGAGUGUGACAAACGUGCACACGAACACACACAUGGCGCGCAGUGAUGGCUGGCUCACGCUGAUCUCCAGAGGACGGAGACAAUGUGCACUUGGCCUCUGAAAACACAAACAGCAUGCAUAAUUGCUCACCAACUGACAGCGCAGCCAUUCUUUGUUCCCGGGCAACACACACUGACACACACAUAUACACACACACAUGCAUGCACACUUUCACAAAAAGCGUGCGAGAUUCCGUGCCCGCUCGCCUCCUCCUGAGGUGGCCGAUAUCCGAGCAGACAGUUUUGGAUAGUGCAAUGUGGGAGAGCCCAGCUGGUGGCUGCAUGAUGAGAGUGACCUGUCAUGUGAUGUAACCACACAAAAACAAAAAUCCAACUCUGAUGUAAUGGGUAUGAGGCCGACUUGUCCUGUCAGUGAGUGUGUUCCGUGCUGGUUUAUACCCGUCAUUAACGCUGUUACUCCAUUUGUACAACUUUAAAACUCUUGUGUGUGUGUGUGUGCGUGUGUGUGUGUGUGUGUGUGUGGGUGCGUGUGUGUGUGUGUGUUCAUUAUUAUGCAUGUGAGUGCUAAUGUUCAUCCCACAGCCAUAUUUGAAACUGUUUUGUAUGCUCUCUGUUGCACAACCCUCUUAGAAUGCCUUCUGUACUGUGCAUUGCAUGGAAGAAAACAGUGUAUGAAGGUGUGUGUGUGUGCGUGUGCUCGUGUGCGUGUGCGUGUGUGUGUGUGUCUGUGAGACUGGAGAAGCUCUGAGGGUGCUUUUUGAUUCAUUGAUUUGUAAAUAUGUUUUCAUAAGGUUUUUGAUAAUGUAUUAUAGGAUUAUGUAAAAGAAAAGCUGUACAUAAGAUUUUAGAUAAAGUGUCGACAGGUAUAUUAAUUUAUUUGUAUAAAGCUCUGCAUUCCCUGAUUGUACCAACUUUGAAUUACCCACCAAAGUGAUUUGUGUUGUUUUCUUGCCGUGCAUCGUUUGCCCUCCAUCUUUCUGUUAACACAUGGUGUCCCCUCUCACCUCCUUGCAACGCUUCCCGACCUCAGUGUUAAUGACAUUAAUGACGUUUUUGGUUAUUUGUGCCUUUGUUUACUUUAAAAUGUUUCCCUUGUUAUGGGUUUUUCUUUUUGGUUAAAAGGACAGGGAUCACUGUACAGGCAAAGAUAAACUGUAAUAAGACCAAACUGCUUUCACUUUUUCAUUUUCUGUAAUGGAUUGCUUUUGAAUAUCUCUAUAUAUUGAUAUAUAAAAUCCAGCUGAAAAUUUC
Hippoglossus stenolepis (Pacific halibut) is the source of this 5372-nucleotide messenger RNA. Its product is annotated as low-density lipoprotein receptor-related protein 8. The transcript has 18 exons. Bases 148 to 3117 code for a protein of 989 amino acids. The record is from RefSeq and is a predicted model, not a curated record. NCBI's taxonomy places the organism in Eukaryota, Metazoa, Chordata, Actinopteri, Pleuronectiformes, Pleuronectidae. Gene Ontology annotation, molecular function: calcium ion binding; protein binding.